UGUGUAAAUAAAUUCUCUUCGUUAGAAUCACUUUACCAAAACUUUUGCGGGAAAAAUUGUUGAGAAACAAUGUCGGAGGAGAAAAUGGAAACCGGUGAUGCUACUGAUCAACAAUUAAAUAAACCAGAAUCAAGUACAGGCUUCAAUGAAGUUCCUUGGGUAGAAAAGUUUCGACCAGUAAAGCUGUCUGAUAUAGUUGGAAAUGAGCAAACAAUUACUAGACUAGAAGUGUUUGCUAAAGAAGGCAAUGUUCCAAAUGUUAUUAUUGCAGGCCCCCCAGGUACAGGAAAAACAACCAGUAUAUUGUGUUUGGCACGUGCAAUGCUCGGUCAGUCGUACAAGGAAGCUGUCCUAGAACUUAAUGCAUCGAAUGACAGAGGUAUAGAUGUAGUUCGGAACAAGAUAAAGAUGUUCGCACAACAAAAAGUUACGUUACCUGCAGGGAGACAUAAAAUAAUUAUACUAGAUGAAGCUGACAGUAUGACAGAUGGAGCUCAGCAAGCUUUAAGAAGAACAAUGGAGAUUUAUUCUAAAACAACAAGGUUUGCCCUGGCUUGUAAUGCAUCCGAUAAAAUCAUUGAGCCAAUCCAGUCACGUUGUGCUGUGUUACGAUAUACAAAGUUAUCCGAUGCCCAGGUGUUGAAACGUUUACUGGAGGUAUGUGAGGCAGAGAAUGUUAGUUAUACGGAUGACGGGUUAGAGGCGAUCGUGUUUACUGCACAAGGUGAUAUGAGACAGGCAUUAAACAAUCUACAGUCAACAUAUCAGGGAUUUGAGCAUGUGAGCAGUGAAAAUGUUUUCAAGGAGAUUGGUUAUACACACAUGAGAAUAGCUGAGGGUGUCCAUUCAUUGCUCCAGAUGUCAGGAAUGUUAGCUAGAUUGUGUAAAAAAUCAGCAGAACCAAAUGUAUUGGCAUCAUGAUACUGUGAUUAGAGCUUAUGUCAGAUUUUAAUAUAGGAAAUGGACCUGUAUAAUUGUUUACUUAGUGCAUGAAACCAGAGUAUUUAACCAUACACUGUUACACAGGAAAACUUGGAGAAAAUGGAAUAUUAGAUGUGCACACGUACAAACUAGAUUUCUAGUUUAUAGAGAAUUUUACUAUUAAUGGAACCUCAACACAAAGAAAAAGCCUGUUUGAAGGCUUUAAUUUAUAAAGCAAUUUGACUCUGGAGGACACUUCCUUCCCACAUACUUUUAUCGCUACUCAAAGCACCUUUAUUUAUUGACCAAUGACAGAUAGUUGUUAUGUAUAAGUAUCGUUCAUGGGUUUCUAGCUUUAGAUUGGGUUUAAGA
This is a messenger RNA of Ruditapes philippinarum (Manila clam), 1293 nucleotides long. Its product is annotated as replication factor C subunit 2-like. Lineage: Eukaryota; Metazoa; Mollusca; Bivalvia; Venerida; Veneridae. The transcript has 8 exons. Bases 70 to 921 code for a protein of 283 amino acids. Gene Ontology annotation, cellular component: DNA replication factor C complex; nucleus. The record is from RefSeq and is a predicted model, not a curated record. Gene Ontology annotation, biological process: DNA repair; DNA-templated DNA replication. Gene Ontology annotation, molecular function: ATP hydrolysis activity; ATP binding; DNA clamp loader activity.